AUGGAGCCCCCAGCUCAGAGCCCCCAGGAGGCAUCAGCUGCCAGCACAGAGACAGCAGAAGACCUCGCCCUGAGGUUACAUACUGCUCUGAGGAACAGGGACUGGGAAAGUGUGCAGGAGCUGCUGGAGAAAGGGGCAGAUGUGAACUCCAGAGGAGAGGCUGGUUGGACCCCGCUGCAGAGCUCCGUGAGAUCUGGGAAUCGGGAGCUGGUCCAGCUCCUCCUGGACAGGGGUGCUUGUCCCCACGCCAGGAAGGACAACGGUGGCACUGCAUUCAUUGAGGCAGCCAUGGUGGGAGAGGUGGAUAUCAUGGAGCUCCUCCUGGGCUACGGGGUAGAGGUGAACGAGCACGAUGACAACGGCUUCACGGCGUUCAUGGAGGCUGCGUGGUAUGGGAAGGAGGAGGCCUUGGAAUUCCUGUACAGGAAAGGAGCAGAUGUGAACCUGAGGAGGGCAGUUAGUGAGGAGAAGGAGAAGCUGCACAAAGGAGGAGCCACAGCACUGAUGGAUGCCUGUAAGAAGGGCCACUUCUCAGUUGUAAAAACUCUUGUUGAGGAGAUGGGGGCUGACAUAAACCUGUGUGACAACAGAGACAGGAAUGCCUUGAUCCAUGCCCUCAAGGAGGAUCCCGACAAGGAGAAGGAGUCUGCUAUCUCCAUAAGCCAUUUCCUGCUGGAACACGGUGUGGAUGUGAAAAGUAAAGAUGAGUGGGGGCAAACGGCUCUCAUCCUAGCUGUUGGAUGGCAGAGCUUGGGUUUGGUGGAAGCUUUACUGGAGAAGGAUGAAAUAAAUAUCGAUGAUGCGGACGAGAAGGGCAACACGGCGCUGAUGGUGGCUGUAGAGAAAAAUCAUUACCAGAUAGCAAAGCUGCUGUGUGAAAGAGGAGCCAGGACUGACAUUGGGAACCUCAUUGAAGUGGCAGACAGGAGACGUGCCCCUGGCAUGGCGAGUCUCCUGCGCCAGCACCAGGCCAGGUUUGUCCCCCAGACCCCUGUCAGCUGGGAGCCAAACAGCGAGCGCUGGAGGCGGCAGCUGAAGGAACUCUACAGAAUGUAUCGCCCCAUGGUUGGCAAGCUGAAGAUAUUUCAGUACAUCAAGCAGAGAAUUCAGAACACUUCCCAGGGUGCCAUCUACCUGGGGCUCCACGAUGGGACGGAGGUGGCAGUAAGAGUAAGCUGCAGUGCAGACUCUGACAGAGACAAAAUCUUCUUCGAGAAGUGUCGUGGCUCUGAGCAUCUCCUGGAGCUCUUCCAGUCUGAGAAGGACAAAGGCUGCAUGUACUUGUGCUUCCCUCUCUGGGAGAGGAACCUUGAAGAACAUCUGCAGGAGCAAGGAGACCAAAUGGAUUGCAAGGAUGCUCUGAGGAUGAUCUUCAAGGCAGUGAGAGAACUGCACUCCCUCGGAUUUGCUCACCAGGAUCUGUAUCCCAGAAACUUUUUCAUAGAUUUAUGUCACAAAAUUUACUUGGCGGACUUUGAUAAUAAAAGAAAGUUGAUUGAAGGCAAGGAAGAGCUUGUAAACUCUGAUUUAGAGGACCUCAGCAGGCUCCUGCUGUAUGUUUUAACACGAGGGAGGAAACCAUUUCAGCAAGUCAGUCCUGAGGAUCUGGCUGGUGAUUCCCCAGAUUACGAGGAGGCUCUGGACCUUGUAAAGAGCCUGAAGUCCCCCGAUGAGCGAGGCUUGGAAGGCCUGAGCAGCCACCCCUAUUUCUGGAGUAAGAAGAGAAGGUUCAACUUCCUGAAGAGUAUAUGGAAUGAAAUCAAAGGGCACAGACAGAGCGACAGAGAAGCUGCCUUUCAGGCCUCUGGUGCUGAUGGAACUUUUCCUUACCCUUCAUGGACCAAGAAGAUUGACAGAUUUGUUCUGGAGACCAUGAGCCCUCCUAACAUGAAAAAGUCAUUCAUGUAUACAGAUGAUGUCACAAGCCUCCUGAGGCUCAUCAGAAACCUGGAUGAACACCCAGAUACCAGUAUCAGCCAGAAGAUAGGAGAUUAUGCUGAGUAUUUCUUGAAGGCUUUUCCAGCACUUACCAUCUAUGCCUACAACAGCUUGCGCCAGAAUUCCAAAUACAGUCACCUCGUGGACAUUCAGGAAGGCUCUCCCUAGGAUGCCUCAUUCCCUCUGUCUGAACCCACCACUGCUGCCUCUUUUUAUGUGCAAAAGAGUGGAAGAAAGUGGGCAAGGAGGUGGGAGAGAGCAUGUGCAGGGGCAGAACAUGGAGGACUUGGACUAAGAAUGCUUCAGAAGCAUUUGGUGCAACAGCCACUGCCUUUGGAGAGCAAUGAUGCUGAGUGCCAGCCCUGGGCCCCCUUGACUUUGUCUGUCCCUCUGGGCUUGUGUGUUUCUGCUCAAGGCCCUGAUCCCUCUGGGGAGCAGGAGGAUGUGGGACAGCCCCCAUGUACCACUGCAUCUGAGGGCUCAGCCAGUGCCAGACAGCAUGGGACUGCUCUUAAAAAGCCAACCAGCCAACCAAGCACAAAGAGUUAGUGCUGCCCGAUGUGCAGAUGGCUCCUGGCAUCCCUGCCCAUCUGGAAGCCUUUCCAGGCUCCAUCUGAACCCGUGUGAGCCUUCUCCUUGCACAUGCAGGCAGCAGAGCCUGGGUGAU
Messenger RNA from Calypte anna (Anna's hummingbird), 2605 nucleotides. It is a transcript of the gene RNASEL, whose product is annotated as ribonuclease L. Gene Ontology annotation, molecular function: RNA nuclease activity; protein binding; RNA binding. Gene Ontology annotation, biological process: protein phosphorylation; mRNA processing. NCBI's taxonomy places the organism in Eukaryota, Metazoa, Chordata, Aves, Apodiformes, Trochilidae. The record is from RefSeq and is a predicted model, not a curated record.